Aspergillus aculeatinus CBS 121060 is the source of this 1281-nucleotide messenger RNA. RefSeq lists its product as uncharacterized. Gene Ontology annotation, molecular function: monooxygenase activity; iron ion binding; heme binding. Lineage: Eukaryota; Fungi; Ascomycota; Eurotiomycetes; Eurotiales; Aspergillaceae. The coding region runs from base 1 to 1281 and encodes 426 amino acids. The record is from RefSeq and is a predicted model, not a curated record. The transcript has a single exon.
AUGAGCGAAGAAAUCGUGCUCUUCAUUCUGUUGCUGGGUGCGAUGGUCGGCUAUGUUCUCCUAUAUGCAGAUGGCAGCGAUGAAGACCCUGGUGACAAGGUCUGGCUUGAAUCGAUCGGAGUGGAGAACCCGAUCGUCACAUUACAGAACUCCACCGUCGCGAUGCGAGCAGCCAGAGCAGGGGCACCAGUCUUGAAGAGUUUAUGGCGGCUCAACAACCCUUUCGUGUCAGACUCGGUAGACCUACAGCUUUCGUACCGUCAGGCCUUGUACAAGGCACUUGCUAAAGUAGAUGAUAGUGCAUGGGUAGGCAUCGCUCGGGUAGUGGGCAAGGCCAUGCAGCCUCUGUUCACCAGACGCACAAUACCGGGUGGCUGCACCGUCACCGCCGACCUACGACAGAUCAGCCUCACCACCUCUCUUGCCGCCGUUCUUAAAGCUCUCUUCGAGAUCGAAAACAUCGGUGCCGACAAACUCAGCUACCUCGGCUCGGAGAUCCAUCGCAUCACCGUAGAGGGCAAACGGCACGCUCAGGUGACAGCUGCCGCCUCCCAGGACAUUCCCGAGGAUCUGCGGCGCUCGGCAGACGCCUUGAUCCAAGCCCUGUGCCACGUCUUCAUUGACGCUGCAGUGUCAACGGAGCUGGCGGAGACGAUCCUCUACCGCGUCUCAGGCUCCCCGCCCCCGGAAGAGUUCAACCCGCUGAACCUGCUCCUCCCCGCCUUCGAAGCCCCGUGGCGCUCGACCCUGUACACCCUCCUCGCAGUUCUCCAGCCCGGCGCCCGCCAAUCAAACUACGUCCUGGCUCUUAGAGACUGCCGACCGGACCACAACCCGGAGCCUCUUGCGCUAGCGAUCGCAUAUGAAUCCCUCCGCCUCUAUCCGCCCAUCCGCCGCAUCAGCCGGGUGCCCACAUCCGUUGACAUCGAAGCCAUCCAGCGGGACCCUUCCCACUGGGGCCCGACCGCGCAACAAUUCCAUCCGGAGCGAUUCCUUACGCCUGGUGGACGGCGAAUUCGCUCGUCCUUGGUCGGACCACAGCAAUUCGCUUGGAUCCCGUUCGCCGUGGGGAAGAUGAAAUGCCCUUCCGCUCGGGUCUUUUCGAUACGCAUGAUCGUUGUGGUCGUGGGCGAGAUCCUGCGGCAGUUGUUCCCGGGCGAUGCCACUCCCGAGUGGGAAUUGGAGGGCGCUGAGUGGGAUGCGGCUGCUAGGAGGGGGGAGGCGCUACGGGCGGGAAGGGAGGAGUAUGAAGGAGUUAGGAUUGUCUCUGUCUGUAGAUGA